CUAUCUAUCUCCUUGUAGACUCACUUGAGUAGUGACUUUUUCUUGCCUUCUUAUUCACAACCCACGCCACUCCAUUUCCUACAUGACAAAUUCAAUCUCCUUCAUUCACUUCUGUCCCUCUUUACAAUCCUCUUCUUCUGUCACCAUAGAAUUCCAGUUUCCCUCCUCUUACUACUUGUCUCCAUCAUCUUCUUCUAUUCUUGCAUGGUCAGUGAAGCUGCCAAUAUGAAAUAAAUUUAAGUGUGGUGUGAAGUGUUGCUGAAUUGGUUUUGCUCGAGUCUGUUGUUUCCUUUUGUCCUUUUUGUUGCUAGAACUUGUUUUGGUUUAAUGAGUCUUACUUCACUUCAAGUUUGCAUGGAUUCCACUGAUUGGCUUCAGGGUACGAUUCACGAGGAGACUGGAAUGGAUUCUUCUUCCCCUUCGGGGGAUAUGCUAACAUGUUCAAGGCCAUUGAUAGAGAGGAGGCUUAGGCCACCGCAUGACCAAGCUCUAAAGUGUCCAAGGUGCGACUCAACACACACCAAAUUUUGUUACUACAACAAUUACAGUCUUUCUCAGCCAAGGUACUUCUGCAAGACUUGCAGAAGGUACUGGACUAAAGGGGGGACUUUAAGGAACAUUCCUGUUGGUGGUGGGUGUAGAAAGAAUAAGAAAGUAGCUAAAAAAUCGAACAGUAAUGAACAUCAUCAACCCAUUAACCAGAACAACCUCGGAUCAUCAUCUUCUCAUCAUAAUCCUACUGAUCUUCACCUUUCAUUUCCUGAUCAAGUCCAAUUCUCACAUCUUAAUAACAUACUUAACACUCAAGGGACACUUGCAAACCCUACUUUCAUGGAGAGUAAGUACAGCAUCGGUAUGCUUGAAAACCCUAGGCCUAUUGACUUUAUGGAGAGCAAGUUAGAAGCAAUAGUUGGAUCAUCAAGCACUUCUAGGAACUAUGAUUUUAUGGGGAAUAGUGAUAUGGGCAUGGUUAGUGGGCUUGGAGAUCAAAUUAAUCAUCAUCAUCAUCAUCAUCAUCAUCACCAGGGAUUAGCACCAAACUAUCACGGUCUUUGCUCUCCAUUUGGUAUGUCCAUGGAUGGGAGUAACGGAACGUUCAUGGAAACUUGCCAAAGGUUAAUGCUUCCGUAUGACCAUCAAGGGAAUGAUGAGCAAAACACAAUCGAUGUCAAGCCCAAUGCGAAGCUCUUAUCCCUUGAAUGGCAAGAGCAAGGUCAAGGGUGCUCUCAUGAUGGUGGGAAAGACACAUUUGGGUACUUAAACAAUUUGGGAUCAUCAUGGACCGGGAUGAUGAAUGGUUAUGGAUCAUCAACAACCAACCCUUUGGUGUAAUCUAAAAGAACAUCAAUUCGCCUUUGAUAAUGGAAAGGUUUUGUUAUUUUCUCUUUUGGUGCUUCUUUCUAUUAUAAGGUGGUCAUAUAUAUGAAAUUAUCAUUGACUUGACAAAGGAGCAGCAGCAGAAGGGGUGUGUGAAUGAGAAGUUUAAAGAGUCCAAAAAUGACUGCCUUUAGUAUCUUACUGUUUGAUUUAUGUUCCUUAUCUUGUUUCAUAUCUUUCUUUCUUCUAAUUUGAUGUCUUUUUUGUUAUAAGACAUUUCAAAGCUCUAGGAUUUUAUUGUUAUAUCGAGGAAGAUAUGGUAGUGCUUUUUCUUAGCUUACAAAAAUAUCUAUAAUAUUAAUAUGCUAUUACAGCAGUA
Molecule: messenger RNA, 1696 nt
Organism: Ricinus communis (castor bean)
Lineage: Eukaryota; Viridiplantae; Streptophyta; Magnoliopsida; Malpighiales; Euphorbiaceae
Product: dof zinc finger protein DOF5.6
Exons: 2
Coding region: 328-1332 (334 amino acids)
Biological process (GO): regulation of DNA-templated transcription
Molecular function (GO): DNA-binding transcription factor activity; DNA binding
Source: RefSeq, a predicted model, not a curated record